This is a messenger RNA of Aspergillus bombycis, 2388 nucleotides long. RefSeq names its product transcription factor. NCBI's taxonomy places the organism in Eukaryota, Fungi, Ascomycota, Eurotiomycetes, Eurotiales, Aspergillaceae. The coding region runs from base 1 to 2388 and encodes 795 amino acids. Gene Ontology annotation, biological process: regulation of DNA-templated transcription; DNA-templated transcription. Gene Ontology annotation, molecular function: zinc ion binding; DNA binding; DNA-binding transcription factor activity, RNA polymerase II-specific. The transcript has 3 exons. The record is from RefSeq and is a predicted model, not a curated record.
AUGGAGAAUAACUCUCAGCCGUAUUAUUACAACUUGCCGGCCGGCGAGGAGAGCAUUCGAGGCCCAGGGCUCGAUCCCUCGGUGCUUCAGUCUUCUGACUGGCUUUGGGGCUCGGUGCCUGUCAGUCCUGGUAGCUUCAGCUUCAACCCCUACGCCAUACCGCCAUACACGGACCGACCUCCGUUUCCAAACCAGCAAUCGUCCAGAUCGUCCUCUUCACGAGAGAUCCCAAAGGUGGCUAUUCCGCGGACUGCAGGUAUCAGUGGUCAGUCCCAACGUCGCCGAUCCGCGCGCGCUUGCGAACCUUGUCGUCAGCGGAAAAUCAAAUGCGAUGGAAACAAGCCCGCCUGUAAACAAUGUGUGGAGCACAACGUGAGCUGUUCCUAUCUAGAUGCGAAACGAGUCCGAGAUCAGAAACAGCUUGGGGUGCUAGCAAAGAAGGUCCAGCGUUAUGAGAAACUACUGGAAGUGAUUGAACCAGAAGUUGAAGGUGCUCUCGCAAGGCGGAUUAGAAAGAGCUUACAGGGUUCUGAGGCAUCAUCUGCAGACGAUGCCUCUGACUCGGGUGACGAAACUUCAUCGAUUGGAUCCUUGGAUGAGAUUGACCUGAUAGAUGAGGAUUUGAAUCGGGAUGAGAAGUCGAUAGCCACGGGAUUCUUUGGCAAGAACUCUGAGAUAUACUGGAUGCAGAGGUUGGAGGAUGAGAUCGAAGGUCGUAGUCAAGGCCUCGAUGACUCGGGCAUGGUGCCGGACCAAGCUACUUCUACGCAGGAGCAGAAGCAUGAUGUCCCCAGUACAACAGUAAGCUACCAUCUCGACGACCUACAACUCCCAUUAAUGGAUUCCGUGGAUGCAUACGCGCUGCCGCCAAAAGAGCUAGCAGACCAGUUCUUUACCGCAUUUAUGGAGUCUGUGCAUCCGGCAUUCAUGGUCAUCCGGAAGAGUAUCUUUACUGCGCAAUAUCGGCAGUUCUUUAGCCAACCGUCGAAUCCACCGCGGAGAUGGCUUGCCAUUCUAAAUAUGAUUUUCGCUAUUGGUUGCCGAUAUCAACAUCUUGUGGAUCACGCAGGGGGUGGGGAUUUGGAUGAUGUACUAUACCUGAACCGCGCCCGGAAGUUAGCCUUGAGCGGAAAUGUGCUGUUUGAACAUGCAGAUUUACAGCAAAUCCAGGUGGAGUUUCUAGUGGCUUUAUACUUGCUAUCAAUGGGUCAGGUUAAUAGGUCAUUCAAAUUCUCGAGUAUGGCACUUCGAUCAGCUUUGUCACUUGGAAUCAACCUUCGCUUGGUGGAUGGCCGAACACACUACACGUCAAAAGAGGCGCGAAACCGCCUGUGGUGGUCUAUUUAUCUUCUUGAGCAUCAGCUUACGUCCGUCACGGGCAGAGUCUCUUGCGUCAAUGAGAACCUGAGCUCCACGCCACUUCCAGUGCCAUUCGAGGAGGACGCUUUCGGUAGACCGGAAGUUCUUUGUCUUUUCCAGGAUUCAUCCAUGCGUGAAAGCCACUUAAAACUGACAUUGCUCCAAACUGAAGAGGAGGCUCGGUCUAGCGCCGAAUGGCUACUGACUUGCGAGCCCACCUCAUCUCUGUUUUUCUAUUGCCUGGUAGACCUCACGAGCAUAACUCAAGCCGUGAUGAACAAAGUUUACAGCAUCCAAGCUUUACGCGAGCCUAGUGGUAGGAUUCACCGCCGCAUACGAAAAUAUGGCAAGACCCUGGAGACUUGGCUGUCCAAACUGCCCCAGGCUUUUCGAUUCACAGAGUCACAUAGCGAGCGAUUUCAUGUACCAGCAGCUGAUGAUCCCUUUAUACAAGAGCGAAUAUGCCUUGCCUUCAACUUUUAUAGCUCCAAGAUUACGCUCUGCCGGCCAUGCGUCACUCAUACCAAUCUGAAAGGAAGCUCCUCAUCCCAGUCAACAAAGGUGUCACACUCUGACUUCCGCGAUGAGAUGGCCCUCAGCUGUCUGCGCUCCGCCUGCUCCCUAACCUCCAUUCUACCCGAAGAACCGGAUAUUCACUGGUUGGCACGCGUGUCACCAUGGUGGACGAUUCUCCAUCAUCUAAUGCAAGCUAACACCGCACUACUUCUUGGACUCUCCUGCUGGUCCGUUACCGAGUUGCCCAAGACAUCCAAGCCUACAAACCCAGUGACCCCACCUAUAGACACUCAAACCAUGCUUGCAGCAUGUAAAAAGGUCAUCCGCUGGCUCCACGCCAUGAGCUACACUAACACUGCUGCUCGACGUGCGUUUCUCUUCUGCGAUAGUUUCAUCCGUCGUAUGGCGCCGAGUUUGGGCCUCGAUCUUGCCGGUCUCCCGGAUGGAACGUCCUUGCCUUCCCCCAACGACUCCAUUUGGAUGAUGGCGGAUGGUCCGGAAGAAAUGUGUUAA